CAGAAUGCGGCAGUUCGUCUCAACGCGCUUUUCGCAAGUUUGAAAGUGUACAUGGCAAAAAGAAGGUCCUUUCUCAACACCAAAGAUUGACCCUGCAAGGACGGAGCGUUCCUUUAUGGAAGGAAGCACGAAACUGGAUUCGUCGCGGCUCUUUAGCGCACAAAAGGUUAAGCAUCCUCCAAAGUUACCUUACAAUGUUCCUGAACCGAGGUUUUCCGAUAUAUCUUCCAUACGUCCAAGUGAUGCAACUUUCUCUGCCGACCAAGGAGGUGCAGGCAACAUUGUUGAGAAUUUGCACUCGCACUUCUUGCUUCACACCUGCUUAUUUUGUUAUUUUGUGGAAACAGCAAAAGCAAAUUCGAUCAUCAACCACAAUCCGAGAAUGUUCACAAAAUCUUCGUCGUUCAAGUGUAUGGAUGAUGUUUUCGCCGAGUUGAGCCGAGAAGUUUUGUCUGGAAGUGGAACACCACUUAACAAAACAUUUGCGAAGAUGGGCUUCAGGCCAACUUACAAGCAGGGUUUUGCUGAUGAUUAUUAUUACACGGUCAAGGAUGAGGAGCGUGAUAGGGAUAGGGAGCAGAUGAGGAGCGCGAUUUACGACGAGCAUCUCUAG
Cylicocyclus nassatus is the source of this 613-nucleotide messenger RNA. Lineage: Eukaryota; Metazoa; Nematoda; Chromadorea; Rhabditida; Strongylidae. The record is from the annotation of a GenBank genome assembly.